GUUCAUCUCAACCACCAUCUCAAUCGUCAUCUCAACCACCAUCUCGACCGUCAUCUCAACCACCAUCUCGACCGUCAUCUCGACACCUUCGCCCGCUCCUCGCCCGGCUGCCGCGGUCAUGUCCACGACUCUGUCCCAGUCCGUCCACGGAGUCGCCCACCUCUUUGCCCUCCAGCUUGUCUCGAGACUCGGGACGUUUCUCCUGAACGUCCUCCUCUGGCGGCUGGCCAGCUCCAAGAUCAGCGGCGAUGUUGCUGUGCUGGAUCUGAUUUCUGCCACAGUGCUGUUUCUCUCCCGAGAGAGCAUCCGCAUGGCGCUGCUGAGGAGCACCCGAAAGCCCGACUUUGACCCAGCAAGCCCGCAGGCCCUGCUCGAAGAAGAGAGGCGAGUGCAGAGGCUCGUCAACAUGUCCUGGCUGCCCCUGGUCUUGGGAUCGAUGCUCUCAGCUGGAAUCUGGAUCUAUUCUCGAUACCGAAGCGUGUGGCCGUCCGAAGACGAUGGCUCUCGAGCGACAGCGACCUGGGCUUACGAUCUGGCCCUGGCCCUGUUUCUGGCUGCUGCCGUUAUCGAGCUUGCCUCCGAGCCUGUCUACAACCUCAUCAGCGACCGGCUGCUCUACCGGGCCCGGGUUCGGGUCGAAGGUGUCGGCUUUGUCGUCCGAUGCAUCACCACCCUGGCUCUGUUUUGGCUCUGGAGAAACACCGGCGACUCUGGUAUCGGAGACCGGUUCGGUGUGCUCGCCUCGGGCGUGGCCCAGUUCGCCUUUUCGCUCUGUCUGAUUGUCGGCUUCGUUGGUUGCUAUGCGACUGUGCCCGAGCUCUCCAAGCCCAAGACCCCAACUUCGGCCCAUUCGCUGUGGCCCCUGACCCCAAAAGCAGUGCCUGGCCCAAACGGCGGCACAGACGUCGCUCUCCUGGACCCAAAGCUCUUUGCCCUCUCUCUCACCUUCUUCCGACAGUCCUUCCUGAAGCAUUUGCUCACCGAAGGCGACCGCAUUCUCCUCUGGGCAAUCAGCAACCGCAACGAGCUCGGUGUCUACAGCUUUGUCGGCAACUACGGCUCGCUUGUUGCCCGCAUAUUGUUCCAGCCGAUUGAGGAAACCAGCCGGGCAUUCUUCUCCAAGAGCCUGUCGUCCGUCAGUGGAUCCGACGACCCGAACAUCAAGGCCUCGCUCGAGUUCCUGACUAAUCUCAUUCGGGCCUACAUCUACCUCGGACUGUUUUUCGUCGUGUUUGGGCCAAGCUACUCGGGCGCACUCAUUCACAUCAUCGGUGGACAGAAAUGGAGCUCAACCUCAGCACCCAGUGUCAUGGCAGCCUACUGUCUUUACGUCCCCAUCAUGGCACUAAACGGCAUCACCGAGGCGUUUUUCCAAGGCGUGGCAGACAAGAAUCUGAUUCGGCAGCAGAGCCACUGGAUGGUGGUCUUCUGGGUCGUCUUUUUGGCAUCGGGAUACACGACGAUCGAGCUUUUGCAGCUCGGCAGCACCGGCAUGGUGGUGUCCAACAUCAUCAAUCUGCUGAUGCGAAUCGUGUGGAGCUGGCGCUUCAUCGUCAAGUAUUUUACAUCCGACAUCUUUCGGGGUGAGGACAGUGCCAAAGAUGAAGGCAUAAAGACAAGACUCCAGUUCCAGUCUCGACUGAGCAUCGUGCAACUACUGCCGCUGGAGCCCAAGGUGCUCUUGGGAUUCGCCUUCUCUGCGGGCGUCACAUUCUGGUCCAAAACCCGAUUCGACUGGCUGACAUUGCGCGGCAAGCUCACGCAUGUCUCUAUCGGCGCCGCAUGCGCCAUAGCAAUGCUGGGUCUCAUCUUCCUCUCGGAGCGGCAACGGAUCCGGUCCUUCCGGGCCAUGUUCUCGAGUCUCAAGCGGGGCCGCAGCGAGUAGUCUGAACACAACCCCAAACGGCUCCGGCUGCUCGGUCUUGCUCGAACCGGGACAUGGCUCCUUCUCACGAAUGACGAAUCGCAUCUCUACUGCCAGGACGAUCGCAAAACACGAUCCGUUCGAUUGCUCCCUGUGCGUUCGGCCCUUGGUUCAUC
Messenger RNA from Polychytrium aggregatum, 2040 nucleotides. RefSeq names its product Rft protein-domain-containing protein. Gene Ontology annotation, cellular component: endoplasmic reticulum membrane. Gene Ontology annotation, biological process: dolichol-linked oligosaccharide biosynthetic process; glycolipid translocation. Bases 119 to 1885 code for a protein of 588 amino acids. The transcript has 5 exons. Lineage: Eukaryota; Fungi; Chytridiomycota; Chytridiomycetes; Polychytriales. The record is from RefSeq and is a predicted model, not a curated record.